This is a messenger RNA of Syngnathus acus (greater pipefish), 1195 nucleotides long. RefSeq names its product prostaglandin reductase 1-like. Bases 170 to 1159 code for a protein of 329 amino acids. The record is from RefSeq and is a predicted model, not a curated record. The transcript has 9 exons. Gene Ontology annotation, molecular function: 2-alkenal reductase [NAD(P)H] activity; 15-oxoprostaglandin 13-reductase [NAD(P)+] activity. NCBI's taxonomy places the organism in Eukaryota, Metazoa, Chordata, Actinopteri, Syngnathiformes, Syngnathidae. Gene Ontology annotation, biological process: prostaglandin metabolic process. Gene Ontology annotation, cellular component: cytoplasm.
GUACGCGUGCUUUCAGCCAAUCGCGUGCGAGCCAAACAUUUUAGUUUCCGCCCAUCUUUUAUAGUCGUCUGCCUCAAAUUAAAAUCGCCGCAAUACCCAAGUUGGAAAGGGCGCCUACUGUCCUCGUCCUACAGUCGACAAUAACUGGUGCUGACCCAAACGCCCAACCAUGGUUCGAGCUAAGACGUGGACCCUGAGCAAAUAUUUCCAAGGCUUUCCCAAGGAAAGCGACUUCCAGCUCAAAGCGGAGGAGCUCCCCGAGCCUAAAGAUGGACAGGUGCUUUUGGAGGCCUUGUUUCUGAGUGUUGACCCUUACAUGAGGCCUUUUAGCCGCGUUCGCAUGAAAGAAGGAGACGUGAUGAUCGGAACUCAAGUGGCCAAGGUGAUCCAGAGCAAAAACGCAGCGUUUCCCGUAGGGGCCCACGUCGUGGGCCGCGGCGGAUGGAGAACACACACCGUGUCGGACGGCUCCGACCUCAUCCCGGUCAUGCCCGAUUGGCCUCGGGACGUUUCGUUGUCUUUGGCUCUUGGCAUCGUGGGCAUGCCUGGGCUGACUGCUCUGUACGGAAUCGAAGAAGUCCUGGAGCUGAAAUCGGGCGAGACGUUGCUGGUGAACGCGGCGGCGGGGGCGGUGGGCUCGGUGGCGGGGCAGAUAGCCAAAAUGAAGGGCUGCAAGGUGGUGGAUUCGCGGGCCUCCGACGCCAAGGUGGCCUUCCUCAAAGAGCUGGGCUUCGACGAGGCCUUCAACUACAAAACGGUGGGCUCCCUGGAGGAAGCUCUGAGGAAGGCCGCUCCCGAUGGAUACGACUGCUUUUUCGAAAACGUGGGAGGCCCUUUCUCCAGCGUCGCCAUGUCACAGAUGAAAGAUUUUGGAAGAAUCGCCGUGUGUGGAAGUAUAUCCACCUACAAUGACACCGAGGCGCAGACAGGCCCGUAUCCUCAAAUGACCAUGAUCGUCAAGCAGCUCAAGAUGGAGGGCUUCAUGCAAAGCAGAUGGGAACCAAAGCACCCAGAGUCCCUCAGGAGGCUCAUGGCCUGGUUGAAAGAGGGUAAACUGCAGAGCCGCGAACACGUCACCAAAGGCUUUGAAAACAUGCCGGCGGCUUUCAUGGGAAUGCUGCGAGGAGAAAACAUCGGCAAGGCUAUCGUGGCAGUCUGAUGUGAAGACACCAAGUGAUGGAAACCACACAAGUCG